AUGUCUUUAAUUCAGACUGAACAAGAAGUGCUAGUUAAUACCAGAGGUGGCGGAGUUUACAUCCCACCUUCUAGAUUAAAACUACUGCAACAAAAGGUUACUGAUAAAUCAAGCUCGGAGUACCAACGAAUUACUUGGGAUGCCCUCAAAAAAAGUAUCAAUGGACUUAUUAACAAAGUUAACACUUCAAACAUCAAAAAUAUCGUUUUUGAAUUGAUAAAUGAAAACUUGAUUCGCGGUAGAGGUCUUUUUGCAAGAUCAAUCAUGAAGGCACAAGCUGCUUCACCACCAUUUACACCUGUUUAUGCCGCAUUAAUUGCUAUAAUCAACACUAAACUACCGCAAGUUGGUGAAUUGGUACUUACUAGGUUGAUUGUUCAAUUCCGUAAAGCAUAUAGAAGAAAUGAUAAAACAACUUGUCUUGCCACAACAACUUUUAUUGCUCAUUUAUGCAAUCAUCUUGUAGCUCAUGAAAUUGUUGCGCUACAAAUUCUUGUGCUUUUACUCGAAAAUCCGACAAGUGAUUCUGUUGAAGUCGCCGUAGGGUUUAUUCGAGAAUGUGGUGCUCAUUUGGCUGAAGUGUCUCCAAAGGCAAAUAAUGAUGUUUUUGAUCGUUUUAGGGCAAUUUUACAUGAAGCAAAUGUUGAAAAGAGAGUUCAAUAUAUGAUUGAAGUCUUAUUUCAAGUAAGAAAGGAUAAAUAUAAAGAUAAUCCUCCAGUAGCUCCCGAAUUGGAUUUAGUCAAAGAUGAUGAUCAAAUAACUCAUCAUUUAUCCUUGGAUGAUGAAUUGGAUGUCGAGGAAACUCUUGGUAUUUUCAACUAUGAUCCCGAUUAUUUAGCAAAUGAAGAGAAAUACAAAGAAAUCAAGGCUCAAAUUUUGGUUGCAAAAAAAAUGGAAAUUCGCGACCAAACAAAUACAAAUUUGAUUAAUUUACGCAGAACAAUAUAUUUAACUAUCAAGUCGAGUGUUGAUUUUGAAGAGUGUUGUCAUAAACUCAUGAAACUUAGUAUUCAAGAAGGACAGGAAAUGGAACUCUGCAACAUGAUUAUCGAAUGUUGUUCUCAAGAGCGUACUUAUGAAAAAUUUUUUGGUCUAAUUGGAGAACGUCUCGCAAAGAUAAAUAUAGUGUGGGCCAAGGCUUUUGAACAAUGUUUUGUCCAGUAUUAUGAGACAAUUCAUCGUUAUGAAACAAAUAGGUUACGAAAUAUUUCAAAGUUUUUCGGUCACCUUUUGGCUUCCGACGCUUUGUCCUGGCAAGUGUUUAACGUUAUCAAAUUAACUGAAGACGAUACCACAUCAAGUUCUCGAAUCUUUGUAAAAAUAUUAUUUGAAGAACUGAGUGGUACUCUAGGUUUACAAAAACUUAAAGAAAGAUUAAAAGAUAACACGAUGCAAGAAUAUUUUACUGGUCUAUUUCCAAAGGACAAUCCACGAAAUACUCGUUUCGCGAUUAAUUAUUUCACUAGUAUUGGUUUGGGUUUAUUAACUGACGAGUUAAGAGAACAUUUGCAGAACGCACAGAAAUUGCUUAUGGCGCAGAAACAUGCUCUACAAAGUAGUAGCUCUUCAGAUUCUUCGUCAGAUUCAUCUUCAAGUUCAUCUGGUUCAUCAUCAGAUUCUUCGUCAGAUUCUUCUUCAUCGAAGGUUAUGGACAAUGGUUUCUUUGAUUGA
This is a messenger RNA of Cetraspora pellucida, 1671 nucleotides long. NCBI's taxonomy places the organism in Eukaryota, Fungi, Glomeromycota, Glomeromycetes, Diversisporales, Gigasporaceae. The record is from the annotation of a GenBank genome assembly.